UAGGUUUGAUUUCAAUCCUUUCUCUAUUGCUCAAGCCCAGGGCUUAGAUACUCUGUUUGGAACUUUGAAUAUUUUUUGCCCUCUAUGCCGUGUUAAAAUUCCUUGCUAAGGUAGAGGAGAGCCAAUUGCUGGUGCGGGAACGCUUGUUGUAUUAAAUUGUUGAAAGAAGAGGCAUUGUUUGAAACAUGAGCUUUAAUUUCUUGAUAAUAGAGAAAUGGAAGGUGAUGAUUUGUCGAGUUCCAAGAUUUCUCAGGCUAAGUUAGGGUUGCAAAAGGGUUUGUUUCAGAAUUCGUUGAAAACUAGGGCUAAGAAAAUGGAAGGUGAAGAGAAGAAUUCCAGGGCUAAUGGUAGAUCAAAACCUAUUGAGAUUGGUCUUGAUUCUCAUGAUGAUGAGCCCAUUAGGUCUCUAUUCAAGUUGAAGAGACCCAGAAAUCCCAAAAAGGUUAAGGUAGUUUUGGACAAGACUGAAGCUAGGGAUGAAAAAUUGGUGGCUGAUGAUGAUGACUUUGGGGGCAUGCAUGACACACUAGCCAGUUUUAGGAAGAGGUUGAAGGGUCCUAAGAAAGAUAUUGGAUCGGUUAUUGUGAGGCCUUUGGAGGAUAAUGUGGUUAAAGGUUGCAGUGAAAGUGUUGAUGUGCUGGGCUCAUCUACGAAUAAAGGAGUAGUUGAACACAAACAUAAGGAAAAGGUGAAGAAAACAAAAAUUGAAUCUAAAAUAGGGAGAACUAGGGGUGAUGCUGAAGUUUAUGAUACUUCAGAAACUUUUGGAUCUCAGGUGGAAGAUCAAAAGGAGGAAGGUUCACAGCCUACUGAGGGUUCAAGUCAUUCUUUGGAUGAGAAGUUGGGAGACUCAUUAUCAUGUAUUUUUUAUAAGGCGCAAGCUGGUCCAAUACGGAAGUCUCACAUGAAUUCAUGUUCAAAACAAAAUAGUAGGGUUCGGAGUUUGGAGGAGGGGUUGAGCCCUUCCUCUGAAUGUGUUUCAGAGUUUUCCAUGUCCAUGGCUGCAAGGAUACCUAGAACUGCUUCUGCCUCAAAUGUAGUCCGCAAAGAUCUGAAAGCUGAAGAUGGUUGCACUAUAGUUACCGGUUUGAGUCCGUCAGAGGCUGUCUCUGAACACAGUAAGAUAGUGAAAAACAAAAGGCUUGAUAAUGGUUUUUGUCAAUCUUCUAAUUGUAUGCAAGAGAAUUCUGAUGAAAAUACAAAGUCCAAUGUCAAAAGACAUGCUAGAUCUGUAGAAAUUAUGUCCCCGCCUGCAUCAUUUCACUGUUGUGGGAUUCAAGAUGAAAGAAUGCUAGAUUCUGGUGUCUCAAAUGUUAAAGAAGAACUUAUGGUGGAUCCUUGUACUUCAAAUGGACUUCGUGAUCAAAAGUUUUCUUUUUCUGGUCAAGCGGAUAGUUUGGACACUCAGUCUUUGAAGAAUGGUUUAAGGCUUUGUUCUAUUGGAAAGGCAAACACUUUGGUCCAUGAUGUUGUGAAAGUACCUACUUCUGCAUCAGUGCAGUUUGAAGGCAUUGAUCAGUUCUGCGAGCACAAGUCCAAUAAAGAUUUAAGGGAUGCUUGGGAGCAACAAUCUAAGGAUGUUUCAACUGUAUGCGUUUCACAUGCAGAAAACCAAAUUUCAUUUUCUUCAGCUAGAAAAGAAAUAUCACCACCUUCUAUGGUGGAUGGGAUAUCAAACAAGUCAUUUAGAAGUUCAUCUAACAGGCUUCACGAGCCAACUAAUGAAGGAAUUUUGGAUGGUUCCCUAAGAACUUUAUCUUCUAACUCUUCUCCACAUCAUGCUAGGAUGGAUAAAGCUGCUAAAACUGACACUGGACUUGACUUUGAUCGGUGCUUAAAAGCUUCUUUGCAUGCUCAACCUUACUUGGUUGACUCUACUUUUGCUUCACAAAAUAUUGAAGAAACUUUCAGAGAUUGUGAUGGUCCAAAUGGUUAUGGUGAGAAGUCAUAUCCUGCUUCAGUUUCUUCCAAAAGGGAAAAUGCUGCAACAUGUGAUGGCAAGUUAUCUUCAAUCACUGCAAUGUCUAGUGAAGUGCAGAAAGAUGCAUGUAGUUUCCAGAUGAAUCACCAAGGGAACUUAGAAACUUUUGCUCAUCCAAAUGAAUCCUCCAUCUCCAUUGAAAAGUGCAGCCCUCUUUUGCGUCAAAUUAUACCAUCAGAGGAUGCAACAAAAGGGAACCGUAUUACAAGUCAUGAUUAUCUUUCAAUCAAUGAGGAGAUUAAUGAAGCCUCUCCUCUGUCUAUAACUCCAGAGGAAAAUGAAAGUUACCCAGAAGAUGCAGUAUCCAUUCCUGACUCUGAAAUCAAAGAUGGGAAGUUAUCAUCUGUUCAGCGUGGUGCACGGAAGGCCAAAAAGCGUAGACUUGGGGACAUGGCUUAUGAAGGGGAUCCUGAUUGGGAAAUCUUGACAAUUGAUCAACGUUAUCAGGAAAGUGACCAGUUUGUGGACAGUGAUAAAUCUUUUAGAAUGAGAGAGAAGUCUGAGUCCUCUUCAAUUAGUGUUACAGAGGCUGAAAAUGGUGGGGCAGCAGCAGUUUCAGUUGGAUUGAAAGCCCAUGCUGCUGGUCCAGUUGAGAAGAUAAAAUUUAAGGAGGUCUUAAAACGCAAAGGUGGGCUUCAAGAAUAUUUGGAAUGCAGGAAUCAGAUCUUGGGUCUUUGGAGUAAAGAUGUUAGCCGUAUUUUGCCUCUUGCUGACUGUGGUGUCACAGAUACUCCUUCUGAGGAGGAAUCAUCACACGCUUCUCUAAUUAGGGAAAUCUAUGCAUUUCUUGAUCAGAGUGGCUAUAUAAAUAUUGGAAUUGCUUCCAAGAAGGAGAAAGCAGAGCAUAGUGUGAAGCAUAAUUAUAAACUUGUUGAAGAAAAAAAUUUUGAGGUAAAUUCCGGGGCAUCAUUUGCUGAUUUGGAGGAUGGCGUCUCAUAUAUCCUUGGUCAAUUUAAAUGUUCCGAAACUUCCUUGGAGGCAAAUAAUAGAGUUACAGAUGAUAAUGAAAAACCUGUGUCAAAAGCUACGAUAAGCUGGGAGCUUGUUACUCCAACCAAAGUGGAAGUAUCCAAUGCAACAGAAUGUCGAGAUUGCCCAAUUGGUGAUAUUCAGCAAACUGGUGCUAUCAAUGCGAAAUUAGCCAAUGGAUUUGUCAACUUGGAUGAUGUGAGUGGUGAUCCAUUUUGUGCAAUGCUGGAUAACAGGAUAGAUGUCGCAAAUCCAGAGUUAAGGAAUGACUUGCAGAGUGUUCAAUCUUCCUCCGGUGAUGAUACUGGGGGAAGUCAUAAUUUUCAGUGUGAUUCUGAAGACAGAAAGAAAAUCAUUGUGGUAGGAGCCGGUCCUGCUGGCUUAACUGCUGCCCGCCACUUGCAACGACAGGGUUUUUCUGUGACUGUGGUUGAGGCUAGGAAUAGGAUAGGGGGCCGUGUUUAUACAGAUCACUCAUCUCUUUCAGUUCCUGUAGAUCUUGGAGCUAGCAUUAUCACUGGUGUUGAGGCUGAUGUGGCCACUGAAAGAAGACCGGACCCUUCCUCGUUGAUUUGUGCCCAGUUGGGCCUUGAGUUGACAGUCCUGAAUAGUGAUUGCCCUCUUUAUGAUAUUGUGACCAGAGAAAAAGUUCCAACAGAUCUGGAUGAGGCAUUGGAAGCAGAGUACAACAGCCUUCUUGAUGACAUGGUAUUACUUAUUGCACAGAAGGGGGAACAUGCAAUGAAAAUGUCUCUUGAGGAUGGUUUAGAAUAUGCCCUUAAGAGUCGACGUCUGGCACAACCAGGAUCAGAUAUUGAUGAAACCAAAUUGCAAAAUGCUGUAGACAAUUUAUGUGUUUCAAAAACUUGUAGUUUUGAUGGUGGAGUUCCUGAAAAAAGUUGUUCUAAAGAGGAGAUUUUGACUCCGCUUGAGAGGAGAGUCAUGGAUUGGCAUUUUGCCCAUUUGGAGUAUGGUUGUGCUGCUUUAUUGAAGGAAUUAUCUCUUCCCUACUGGAAUCAAGAUGAUGUUUAUGGAGGAUUUGGAGGGGCUCAUUGUAUGAUUAAAGGGGGCUACAGUAAUGUUGUUGAGUCUCUCAGCAAAGAGCUAUGCAUUUACUUGAAUCAUGUAGUCACAGAUAUUUCUUAUAGCACCAAGGAAACUGGAUUAAGUGACGAUCAGCAUCACAAAGUUAAAGUUUCCACAUCAAAUGGUAGUGAAUUUUUGGGGGAUGCUGUUUUGAUCACAGUGCCACUUGGGUGUUUGAAAGCAGAAUCCAUAAAAUUUAACCCUCCAUUGCCCCAUUGGAAACAUUCUUCCAUCCAGCGACUUGGUUUUGGAGUUCUUAAUAAAGUAGUCUUGGAAUUUCCAGAGGUAUUUUGGGAUGAUUCUGUGGAUUACUUUGGAGCUACGGCUGAGGAAAUUGAUCGAAGGGGCCAUUGCUUUAUGUUUUGGAAUGUCAGGAAAACUGUUGGGGCUCCUGUUCUUAUAGCCUUAGUGGUUGGUAAAGCAGCUGUAGAUGGUCAAAUUAUGAGCUCAUCAGAUCAUGUAAGCCAUGCAUUAAUGGUUCUUCGUAAGCUUUUUGGGGAGGCUAUAGUACCUGAUCCAGUUGCUUCAGUAGUGACUGAUUGGGGUAGGGAUCCAUACAGCUAUGGUGCCUACUCCUAUGUUGCCAUUGGAUCAUCUGGGGAAGACUAUGAUAUAUUGGGCAGACCUGUUGAGAACUGUUUAUUUUUUGCUGGUGAAGCUACCUGCAAGGAGCAUCCUGACACUGUUGGUGGUGCUAUGAUGAGUGGGCUCCGGGAGGCAGUGCGUAUAAUUGACAUUCUAAAUACUGGAAAUGAUUACACAGCAGAAGUAGAGGCAAUGGAAGCCGCACAGAGACACUCAGAAUAUGAAAGGGAUGAAGUUAGGGACAUAACAAAGAGACUUGAGGCAGUUGAGCUUUCCAAUGUCCUGUACAAGAAUUCUUUGGAUGGAGCCCAAAUUUUAACUAGGGAAGCAUUAUUACAAGAUAUGUUCUUUAGUGUGAAAACUACUGCAGGACGAUUGCAUCUGGCCAAGAAGUUGUUGAAUCUUCCUGUUGAGACCUUGAAGUCCUUUGCUGGAAACAGAAAAGGGCUUGCCACACUUAAUUCAUGGAUUCUGGAUUCAAUGGGGAAGGAUGGAACUCAACUCUUGCGUCACUGUGUUCGUCUUCUUGUACUCGUUUCAACUGAUUUACUUGCAGUGCGUUUGUCAGGCAUAGGGAAAACUGUGAAAGAAAAAGUUUGUGUGCAUACCAGCCGUGAUAUACGUGCCAUAGCAAGUCAGUUGGUUAGCGUGUGGCUUGAAGUCUUCCGCAGAGAGAAAGCUACAAAUGGUGGUCUAAAGCUAUUGAGGCAAGCAACUGCAGUGGAUUCUUCAAAGAGAAAAUCUGUGAACAAUCCAGCCUCCGGGAAGCAGCCUCUGCGCACUCAUUAUGGUGGUUUGGAGACUAGAGGUAGCUUAGAAUUUCCUCAAUCCAGUGGAAGCCAUUUACCUUCUAAUGCAAAUAUGAAGAAAGUAAAUGGAAAGCUGUUCAAGGCAGAAACCUUAAAGGAAUCAACAUCCCAUGCUUCCCUAGGCACACAGGAUGCUGAGGUGGAGGAGGAAAGCCACUAUGUUAUGUCCAAAGAAGAAAUGGCUGCUUUAGCUGCAGCCGAGGCAGCCCAUGCUGCUGCUCGUGCAGCUGCUGAGGCAUAUGCAUCAGCAGAAGCCAAGUGCAACACAAUGUUGCAGCUUCCAAAGAUACCCUCAUUUCACAAAUUUGCGAGACGGGAACAGAAUGCACAAAUGGAGGACUUUGAUCUUAGAAAGAAGUGGUCUGGUGGUAUCCUGGGAAGACAAGAUUGUUUAUCAGAAAUAGACUCGAGGAACUGUAGAGUCAGGGACUGGUCUGUUGAUUUCUCUGCUACUUAUGUUAACCUCAAUAGUUCGAGGACAUCAGUUGAUAACUUAUCUCAGCGGAGCCAUUCAAAUGAGAUUGCAUGCCAUAUGAACUUCAGAGAGCAGUCUGGAGAAACUGCAGCAGUGGACGGCAGUCUUUUUACUAGAGCAUGGGUUGAUACUGCUGGUAAUGAGGGGAUAAAGGACUAUCAUGCCAUUGAGAGAUGGCAAUCUCAAGCAGCUGCUGCUGAUUCUGAUUUUUUCUGCCCAACUAUGAAUAUGAAGGAUGAAGAGGAUUCAAACACAAGUUCAAAACCACGCACCAGGAAGAAUAAUGGACAAGGGAAUGAGAGCUCAAUGUCACAGGUUACAUUAAAAAAGCAACAACAAAAAAGUCAUCGCCAAGGUGCAGAUCAUAUUAAACAGGCAGUUGUGGAUUUUGUUGCCUCACUGCUGAUGCCCGUUUACAAGGCAAGGAAAAUUGAUAGAGAAGGAUACAAAUCAAUAAUGAAGAAAACUGCUACUAAGGUCAUGGAGCAGGCAACUGAUACAGAAAAAGCAAUGGCUGUUUCUGAGUUUCUUGAUUUCAAACGCAAGAAUAAGAUUCGUGCCUUCAUGGAUAAAUUGAUUGAGAGGCAUAUGGCAAUGAAGCCAGCUUUGAAAACUUGAUGGUCCUCGAGAUUGACCGGCUUGUGUUUUUGGGUGCACCUCUGCAGCAAUUAAAGAAGUGUUACUUUUUAUUCACGCAUAAAUCCACAGUAUAAGAUGGUGGUGGCGGUGUUCUUGGAAUGGCUUCCCCAUGUAAAUACUUAAUUCAAACUGCCAGUAUGCUGUAAAUGAUCCAGAAUGUGCCAAGGAAGGAAGGAGAUGAUUCUUAUAGCUUGUUGGAUUGUUGCGGGGCUUCUAGUGAAGAUCACUUGUCGUUUGGCCUACUGAAACAAUUAUUUGGCAUCCUUGAAAAUAUGAUCAGAAUUGUUCUGUGUGUCAGGAGGCCAAAGGAGCACAAGAAAAGUGUUGUAGCUCCACUUAUCCAUAUCACGAGAAUUAGCAUAUUUUGAAGCAAAUUAGCAAUCAGUCCAUCAUCCAUUGGCAUUGUACUUUGAAGGGUGGAGAGUUAAUACCCAAUUUUUGUUUUUUUGAUUCAGGGAUCCCCAUAGACAAGAAACUACUUGUUUCUGACCUUUUUUUCGGGUUUUCUUUUUAUUUGUACAGCCUAGGAUUGUUUCAUGGUGACAAGAUACAGAGCAUUUUUCUCUUCCUCCAAAACUUAACAAAAGUACUGUCAUGAUUUUUCAAGUGUAACAUCAUUUACUAACCUUUUUCUCUUCUACAAAGAUCAAUCAAAGGAACCUUUUUGGUA
Hevea brasiliensis (rubber tree) is the source of this 7214-nucleotide messenger RNA. RefSeq names its product lysine-specific histone demethylase 1 homolog 3. The transcript is spliced from 9 exons. NCBI's taxonomy places the organism in Eukaryota, Viridiplantae, Streptophyta, Magnoliopsida, Malpighiales, Euphorbiaceae. Gene Ontology annotation, molecular function: oxidoreductase activity; protein binding. Bases 215 to 6523 code for a protein of 2102 amino acids. The record is from RefSeq and is a predicted model, not a curated record.